UCCUCUUUACAAACGUCAACGUCAAGCAAGUUCAAACUUCAAAGUCAAGUCGCAAAUGCGUGAUUUGUUGUAGUGCAUUAAAGCAUUUUUGUGAAAAAGUAAUCCGCUGCUUAUUACUAAUAACCAUCAAGUUUUAAAAAUGCCGUCAAAGCAGAGAAAAAUCGCGAUGAUGGGUUACAGAUCAGUCGGUAAAUCAUCUCUAAUUAUUCAGUUCGUAGAAGGACAGUUCGUGGAUUCAUAUGACCCCACAAUCGAAAAUACAUUUACAAAGUUCAUCCGCCUGAACUCCACCGAGUACGAGGUGAAGCUUGUGGACACGGCGGGGCAGGAUGAGUUCAGCAUAUUCCCUCUUCAGUACAGCAUGGAUUUCCACGGCUAUGUCCUGGUGUACUCCAUCAACUCCAGUAAAAGCUUUCAGAUUGUACAAAUCAUUUACGACAAACUGCUGGACAUGGUUGGAAAGAUUCAUGUACCCAUAGUAUUAGUCGGCAACAAAACAGAUCUGCAUCUUGAAAGGAAAAUCAGCACAGAGGAGGGAAAACGGUUGGCGGAGAAGUGGAAAGCAGCCUUUGUUGAGACCAGUGCUAAACGGAAUGAGUCGGUGACGGACUUGUUCCACGCAAUCCUGCUGGAGAUAGAGCGCUCGGACGGACACAUAAAGGAGAACGGCAACAGCUGUGUGUUGUGCUAGUUGAACAAACAACUGUGCUUUUUACUUAAGCUGAAGUGAACUAGAUCUAAUUUUAGAUUAUGCCUAGCUCAUAUGGGUUAACGCUGUGUUACU
Cydia amplana is the source of this 784-nucleotide messenger RNA. RefSeq names its product GTP-binding protein Rheb homolog (gene Rheb). Gene Ontology annotation, molecular function: GDP binding; GTPase activity; GTP binding. Bases 140 to 691 code for a protein of 183 amino acids. Gene Ontology annotation, cellular component: plasma membrane. The transcript has 5 exons. The record is from RefSeq and is a predicted model, not a curated record. Gene Ontology annotation, biological process: small GTPase-mediated signal transduction. NCBI's taxonomy places the organism in Eukaryota, Metazoa, Arthropoda, Insecta, Lepidoptera, Tortricidae.